Molecule: messenger RNA, 2091 nt
Organism: Panicum hallii
Lineage: Eukaryota; Viridiplantae; Streptophyta; Magnoliopsida; Poales; Poaceae
Product: probable protein phosphatase 2C 28
Exons: 5
Coding region: 557-1756 (399 amino acids)
Biological process (GO): protein dephosphorylation
Molecular function (GO): protein serine/threonine phosphatase activity; cation binding
Source: RefSeq, a predicted model, not a curated record
GUCACACACAAAUUAGGAUUGGUAGAGCCCAUCCCUGCGCCCUGCCUUGCUGGCUCUGACCUCUCCCUCUCCCCCCUUCUCUCUCCUUCUCUUGUUGCUCCCCUUCUUUUAUUGGGUUUUUUGUCUCCUUGGAUUUGCGCUUGUGCUCACCUGGGCGCGUACUAGUUCUCGCAUCAGAGAGAGGAGAGACCUCUGAGCUGUUUCUUCGAGUCUUCAGGAUAGAUUGGGCAGAGCUGCCUGCCGGAAGAGAGUAAAAGAGAGCUCAAGGGGGGCGAAAGGAGAAUUUUUUAUCCAGCUUCCUGCUUGAUUCUCUUUGAUCCCGGAGAGCUGCCGCCAGUCCAACCAAUCCUUGCUGUUCGUGUGCCCGGGCUUUGAUUGCUCUCCAGAUCUGAGGCACCUGCUCGGUGGAUUCCAGGAAUCCGAGCACGAACUUGACAGGGAGUUCUCUGGGAAAAGGGGAAGAAGAGGCUGAAAGGGCGGUGGAGAUAAGAGCGAGCUGGGUCCCUUGAGGAUGCCGUCAAGAAACCGCGUGGAGGGGAGGGCGAUGAGAUGAGGGAUGCUGGCCGCGGUGAUGGAUUACUUCAGCUCCUGCUGGGGCCCGCGAUCUCUGGCCGGUCACCGGGGCAAGGGCUCCGACGCGGCCGGACGGCAGGAAGGUCUCCUCUGGUACAAGGACGCUGGCCAGCUCGCCACCGGGGAGUUCUCCAUGGCUGUGGUGCAGGCCAACCAGCUGCUCGAGGACCAGAGCCAGGUGGAAUCCGGAUCGCUCUCCUUGGCUGAGCCCGGCCCGCAGGGCACCUUCGUCGGCGUCUAUGAUGGCCAUGGCGGCCCGGAGACAUCCCGGUUCAUCAAUGACCACCUCUUCAACCAUCUCAGGAAAUUUGCAACUGAGCACAAGUGCAUCUCAGUGGAUGUGAUCCGGAAGGCUUUCCAAGCAACUGAGGAAGGCUUUCUUUCUCUAGUCAGCAGGGAAUGGUCUUUGAAGCCUCAGAUUGCAUCAGUAGGCUCUUGUUGCCUAGUGGGAGUAAUUUGUUCUGGGACUCUCUAUGUUGCGAAUCUCGGUGACUCACGUGCAGUUCUCGGAAGACUUGUUAAGGCCACUGGAGAGGUUGUGGCCAUGCAGUUGUCAUCAGAGCACAAUGCAUGCAAUGAGGAAGUUAGACAAGAGCUACGGUUAGCACAUCCCGAUGAUCCACAAAUUGUGGUUCUAAAACACAAUGUUUGGCGUGUGAAGGGUCUCAUCCAGAUCUCAAGAUCUAUCGGUGAUGUAUAUCUAAAGAGACCGGAGUAUAACAGAGAACCUCUUCAUAGCAAGUUUCGGCUUCGAGAAACCUUCCAGAGGCCAAUUCUUAGUUCUGAUCCUCAAAUUACUGAACACCGAAUACAGCCCAAUGAUCAGUUUGCUAUAUUUGCUUCUGACGGGCUAUGGGAGCACCUCAGCAAUCAGGAAGCAGUUGAACUUGUCCAAAAUAGCCCCCGUAACGGAAUUGCUCGAAGGCUAGUGAAAGUCGCGAUGCAAGAAGCAGCCAAGAAGAGGGAGAUGAGAUAUUCAGACCUCAAGAAAAUCGACCGCGGGGUGAGGCGGCACUUCCACGACGAUAUAACUGUCAUUGUGGUAUUCCUCGACUCAAAUGCCAUGAGUAAAGCUAGCUGGAGCAAAAGCCCCUCGGUUUCUCUCCGAGGGGGUGGUGUUACCCUUCCCGCAAAAUCCCUUGCGCCUUUCUCAGCUCCGGCACAGCUGAACAGCACCUACUGAAGACGCUAUACUGGAAAGAAGGCAGAACGCAGAUCUGCAGGAGAUGAAAGCUGCUCUGCAAUCAAGUGUAGUGUAACACCUGCUGUGGUGCCCUUCGCGAAACUACUGUCUAGACUCCGCCUGGUAAUUAGUGUACUGAUAGCGAGGUAUAAAAAUAGAUUAUUUCGUAGCGACGCAAAUCCUUUUUUUUUUCUUUUGGCCUUCUCUUUAUUCUUAUCCCUUUUCUCUUCAUCAUCCAUGAGAGAACAGGUGGUUGUAAAUUGUCCAGAACAUGUUUUCCGUAAUAGUCCAUCAUAUCCCGCUUUUUUCGUGUUGAUAUGAAGGCGGCAGCAUCA